Molecule: messenger RNA, 3245 nt
Organism: Oryzias melastigma (Indian medaka)
Lineage: Eukaryota; Metazoa; Chordata; Actinopteri; Beloniformes; Adrianichthyidae
Gene: cited1
Product: Cbp/p300-interacting transactivator, with Glu/Asp-rich carboxy-terminal domain, 1
Exons: 2
Coding region: 121-648 (175 amino acids)
Biological process (GO): regulation of DNA-templated transcription
Cellular component (GO): nucleus
Source: RefSeq, a predicted model, not a curated record
CCGCAGAGUUUUUAGUCGGUGUGAGAGCUCCGCGUGUCUCCAGUCUCCCCGAAGCUCAUCUGCGUUUGUUGGCGCGCGCCCACGCGCUCUGGACUACAACAGGUUCUGGUUUUCCCGGUGAUGACAUUCCUGCUGCUCACUGGAAAAGUCCCCAUUGAAAUGAAAGACCUCCACUCCUGCCCUUUGAGCUCCCUCCUGCACUACCCUUCCUCUAAAACCUCCGCCGCGCCCUUCUCCUCCCCAUCAACUGGCCCCGCCUCCACACCCGGGGCGUCCCCGCUCUCCAAGCUGCAGCCCUUCUCCUUGCAGCAGACGGGUCCACAUCUCAUCGCCACCAUGCAGCUGCAGAAGCUCAGCUCCCACUACCAGAACCUGCCCGGGCCCCCCGGAGCGCCAAAGGGCUUUGAGGGCCCACAGUCGGGCGUGGGGAACCCACUCCUGGGGCUGCCUGCAGGCCUCGGAGGCGGCGGCGGCAUCGGGGGCCCAGGCUCUGGAGCGGGAAGUGUGAUUGAAUUUGACUUGGUGGACGAGGAAGUCCUCAUGUCGCUGGUGGUGGAGCUGGGUCUGGACCGAGCCAACGAGCUCCCAGAACUCUGGCUGGGACAGAAUGAGUUUGAUUUCGUGUGCGAUGUGCCGGCUGGAUGCUGAAAACGCAGAUGAAGGGACUGGAAAAGGAGAGAGACAACCUCCCCUCCACCAUACAUUUGCUGAGUCAUCACUUCUGAAUAUCAUAAUAAUGGCUUCAGGAUCCACUUUUGAAAAGCAUGAAAACACCUGUUGUGUUCUGUUCUCUGUUGGAUCAUGAAAAUAGAAAUAAUGACUCGCGGAAAACUGGAAACGGACGUCCUUCUGGAUCCUUUCCAGAAGCUUUCUCGAUGCAUCCUCAAACUGAAUCCCUGAUCAGCGAGGAUUCUAGGUUGACAGUAAAUCUGUCUGCAGGACGAAUCAGGACCUUUGAUGGACUUUUUGAUCCAUCAAGCAGAUGUGAGGAUUUCUGUCAUGUUAUCUAGUGGAAAAAGACAGAGUUGAGUGUCUUCCAGCAUUUAUGGACUGAGAAGAGCAGGUGUCAGAGAACAGAACCCUGUGGAACACCAGCUGUGAGAGGGGAGGGUCACAUCUGCUCCAGUGGGAGGCGGAGCAAGGUGGAUGAGAGGAGUCUGGAUGGAUCUUCAUCAGCCAGACAGAGAAGAGGAGAACGCUGCGAUGUUUGGGGGAUCAGGAAACUUGGAGCUGAUUGUUUUUGAAGACACUGAAACAUCAGUGGUCAGGAAUGGCUGGUGUUUCUAAGCUUCAUUUGGUCGGUUCACAUCAGGAACCAAGAUUAAGAGGGGGUGAAGGUCACACUAUUGGUGGAGGGGUCUUGUUGCCCCCCAACAAGCACGUGUCCAGUGGAAGCGUAGAACUGACCCCCCAACUCAUUGAACUAUCCAUGGAUCCGUCAGAGGGGCAGGCAGUUGGGUUCCUCUCCUCAGUGAAGACUUUUGAUUGUGCAGCAGGAAAACCAUGGAAGAAGCACCUUUUUUACUUUUUUUACAUUUAUAAAAAGGGACGGGAAAAAAAAAAACUUUGUUACAAUUUAAAAUUGUCAACAGAUGUCAACAGGCCAUCUUGCUAACAGCUAAUUUGUAGACUAUGUCCCUAAAAAUAAAAAAAAUCAACAAACAACAACACACAAAAUACAUGAAAUCUAGAUCACAGCAAAACACCUGCAAAACAACGGAUCUAAUGUUCACUGGCUUGUUUGGACUCAAUCCAUUGUUUUACUUUACAAGUAAAUUGUUUUAGAUUUUAAUUCAGCAGAUAUGUUGUUCCAGAUUUGUGGACCUUUUACUGUGAAGGAGCUUUGACUAAAUGUACAUUAGUCUGUCUCCACAAGCAGCUCCUUUUGUCGGCUUUGAUAUGUUUGAAUCGAUUAGGAUUAAAAGGAAUACUUUAUAACAUUUUCCAAAUUUAAGAAAUCGUGCUUUUCUAAAAUCCUACAGUGGUGGCGUUUCAUUGGCUUUUGGUCCAGCACUUUAAAAAAGAGAAACCACACCUUUCAUUGCUGACUGACUGACUCCAGUCAGAGAAAUUAGAUACAAUUAUUGCAUGAAAAUAUUACUUUAUUAAUAGACAAGAUCUUAAAAGAUGAAAAAAGUUCAUAUUAGUGCAAACAGUUUUUGUUAUUUUCCUUACAUGAGCAUCAUAUUCUAAAUUUGAAUCUAAAUCCACUCCCAGAUAUUUAAAUUCAUUAAUUUUAUGGACUGGUUGACAAUCAAUUUUUCUCCGAACGUUAUCUGUGUGUCUGUAGGCCCAUUGAACAGUUGUGGAACAAUUUAAGAAUAAACCGUUAUCUUCAAGGCACGGAGAGACACUGACCAUGUGGCUGUUCAACAGCUCUGCAGCAUUAUCUGGAGUCUUUGCUGAGACAUAGAUGACAGUGUCAUCAGCAUACAGCUGGCACUCAGCCUCUCUGCAGAUGUUUGGGUAACCUGCAGAUUCAGGUGAAGCCCAUGUAAGGAGGGGGGCUCUCUGCAGACCUGAGUCUAGGUCAGACACAGGUGUCUCGGUUUUAGCUCAGUGCAUGCUCAUGCACACUCGUGCACGCUCAUGCAUGUUGGUAUAUUAAAGUGGAGAGCCAGAACUCCAUAAAAACCUGGUGAAGGACAGGUAUUUCUUCUGAAGAAAGCUCUUUCUCAAUCACAAACUGACUAAAGUAGGAUGAAGAUGCAGCCCUCCUCUUGCUCUGUCGAAUCACCUUAAAUAUUAGUCUUAACGGGGGGUGGGGGAGGGGGUGUGAAUGUGUUGUUUUGUCAUCCAAAUCUCAGCUGUUUCUGUGUGAACCUGUGUCCUCCACUUGCAAAAGUUCAAUGAAUUGCAGUGGAUGAAGUGCAGCAGCUUUGGGGGUGUCUCAUCUGAAAAUCCUGAGAAGACACCCCCCAUUUAAGACGAACAGAUUUGCCAUCUUGAAGCCUCUGAAAAUGCUGAAUCUGAACUUUGAUCUUUUUUUUUCUUUGUGUUAAUUUCUUUGUAAAAGUGAUGUAAUCUUCACAUGUAAUAAAGUGAAAGCUUUGACCCCCUCAGUUUGUCUUUCUGCUCGUUUACUUUUGUUUUCUGCAGUUAUGUUGACAUCUUUUGUGAUUAUACUGCCCUCUGCUGGAGGAAAUGGGCAACUACAUGGACUGUAUCUAUUCUCGUCAUGUAGGGAAUAAUUUCAUCCACUUUUUUAAUCAAAAAUAAUCUGCUCUUAUAUGAAAAAAAAUAAA